Silurus meridionalis is the source of this 2502-nucleotide messenger RNA. It is a transcript of the gene bmb, whose product is annotated as brambleberry. The coding region runs from base 36 to 2048 and encodes 670 amino acids. The transcript is spliced from 13 exons. NCBI's taxonomy places the organism in Eukaryota, Metazoa, Chordata, Actinopteri, Siluriformes, Siluridae. The record is from RefSeq and is a predicted model, not a curated record.
CGCCGCCGUUCAUUGGCUGCGAGGUUUCAAUUUAAAUGGUUGAAAAGACGCAGAGACGCGACUUCAGAUACACGCGAGACGCACAAACAAACAAACCUACAGUAGUGUGUACAGGAGGCAUGCACAUGGGCACCCGAACACCGAUUUUACCAAGGGGUCAAAUGGUUCAGAGACAUCUAAUAUGUUUGGAACUGUGGGUGCUCAUAGUGUGUGUGUUGGCUCUUUGUGGUGAAGUUGAUGCUUUCUUUGAAUGGGUGAAGAAAGCAGCACCGGUCCCAGACUCUGUGCCUCCAGCUAUACCCACUCGUCAACCUGCUGUCCCGAGUGAUUCGCUGCCAUUUGAGAUGAGUGUUGCUGAUGAGAAGCUUUUGGCUGAAGCAAAACUGAUUGAGAUGAGUCCUCUUGACAGCUGCCAUUUUAGGAUUGUCUCUCAGCUCAAGGCUACCUGCAGUGGUCUUUCUGAAGAACAGCUGGCCAAACUGGGAGUGGCUUUGUUUAAUUGCCAGUCAGAAGUAGAAGGACGCAGGACUUUCCAGUGCACCGAGGAGAUGUCCAUUAAAGAGUGUACAGCUGACAUGGAUUCGGAUACCUGGAACGCGUACCACAUCGUCAGCAACCGUGCACGCUCUGUGUGUUAUGCCACACGUCAGCAGCAGUUUCGGAGGCAGACUGAGCUUACUGUGAACGCCCUAAUCUCAACUGCAACCAACCAGCUGGAUGCUAUGAAAGACCUGAAGGAGGGUCAGCGUGAACUACGAGACAUGACUGCAGCAUCACUAGACAGGCUGUUGGAAGGUCACAGUGCUCUACAGCUCCAGCAAGGGGCACUAAAAGAAGGUCAGGAGCAGUUGGAUGCUUCAAUUUCAAACAAUUUGCAGAGGCUGGCACAGGAGAAAGCUUUGAUCAGUACAGGGCAGCAACUGGUGGCACAGCUUAUCCAGGGAAUUACUCAGAGAAUAGAGAAUGUUAGUGAGCAGCUGAAAGGCCAAGGUACAGAUGUGCAGGAAGGUCAUCAGGCUAUUCUGGAUGAUCUGGCUGAAGUCCGGGGCCGUGCACUAGAGAUCUACAGUAAAAUGGAGCUCAAUUUGAAUGGGGUCCUGCAGCAGCAGAACACAACAGUUCAGUUCUACUCGGAGCUCAUGAGAAAGCUGGAACGCAUGAACGGCACUCUGGGAUACAUGCUGACGUACCUGGACAGCAUGCAGAGCAGACUAGAGGAUAGACUACAAAUGAUCCAAGGCUACCUGGGAUGGGCUGGUCUGAGUCUACGUGCCGUGUGGAUAUGUAUAAUGCAUAUUGGAUAUUUCCUGUUCUCUGCAAUCCUGCUGUCCUUCUUGCAGUGUUCAACAUUUACCCGUGUCUCUCUGCUCAUCACUGUGCCCAUCAAUGCCGUUGCUGAGGUCAAUCAGCAAUCAGCUCUGGACCUGGUCACACUCUCUUUUCUCCUCUUUGCGCUCUCAAUGGCACGUUGGUUUGUGCUGCAGUUGUUAUGGGCACUGUCUAACCUGAAGGGUCAGAAGUGCAGUGAUGGUGUUAAAGCAGCUCUUCUGGCUUCUCCUAUCGAAAGGACUCCUGAAAAACCUUCAAACCCUGCCUACACUCCAGCCACCUCUUCAACACCUCUAGAUGAGGACCUGGACUGUGAUUUGGAGUCAGAAGUGCCAUGUCUAGGUCAAGACAGUUUAAUGACUGGUGACCUAUGUAUGGUGGCUUCAUCUCCAUCCCACACUUAUGGGCUACCCAGACAUGGGCGACUAUCUGUAGGCACCCCCAGCCAUUCUACACCCCGAUUGAAGAUCCGACAUGGCUUUGGAGGAGCCGUCCUAGAGAGUGUUACCCAGAGGAACCUGGGAGGUGUUUUGGAUAUAGUCAGUCAGUCUCGGAGCUCCAGUCCCAAUCAGUCAGUCACCAGCAACAGCUCUUUCUCAGGGCGUCCUCUGUGUAGUGGAACUACCAGGCUGGGACAGCCAUGCAAGAAAAGGGCACUGGCAGGUCAGGACUUUUGUAGGGUCCAUGAAGGUGGACACAACUCCUACAGCCACCUGUGAUGGCGUUUCACUUCCACUCCCACUCUCACCUGUAGCACCAGCGAGUGUAUUGUGCUCUUUUUCACUACCGGUACUAUCAGUACUCGUUUUAACGUUAUCCCCUUUUUUUUUUUUUUAUUUAUUUUUUUUUUUUAUUCAUUCAUUCACUUUAUGUAUAUGAAAGUGUAAAUGUAUUUUAUAAUAAAUUAUUAUACAGGAUAAUUUGUGUUGGUCUAUUUUAAAGCCAGUUUUUAAAUGUUGCAUUUAAGAAAGCUGGAGCUUCCAAAUAAGUUUGUCUUGUAAUUGUGAGCCUAGUGCUUCUACAAGGUUCAACAGAAAUCUAUAUUAAACCUGCUUAAUUAAAAGAAAAUAAGUUCUGUCUUUUGUAAUGAGACAAAAAACAACAAAAUGUUUCCUGUUACUGAGAAUGUCCUGACCAUUACCAAGCUCUUACAUCAAUACAAUUAUUAUUACA